This is a messenger RNA of Anarrhichthys ocellatus (wolf-eel), 1358 nucleotides long. It is a transcript of the gene trappc1, whose product is annotated as trafficking protein particle complex subunit 1. Gene Ontology annotation, cellular component: TRAPP complex. The coding region runs from base 829 to 1266 and encodes 145 amino acids. The record is from RefSeq and is a predicted model, not a curated record. The transcript has 5 exons. NCBI's taxonomy places the organism in Eukaryota, Metazoa, Chordata, Actinopteri, Perciformes, Anarhichadidae. Gene Ontology annotation, biological process: endoplasmic reticulum to Golgi vesicle-mediated transport.
UAGGAGUCAGUUUGUCCGUCACUCUGUUGGCGAUGUAAGCUCUGAGAGACAGACGGGUAGAGAGAGAGACAGGUUAAAGGAGUGUGUCCUCCUCACAGUGCGGACAGACAGACAGACAGACUCUCUCACCCGGUGGUGGUCCGUGAGUCGGCCCCGAUCACCACUCCUCCAUCAUACUCCACCGCCAUGAUGGUGGUCUGACGGACAGACAAGUAGAGACACAGACAGGUGGACAGACAGACAGGUUAACGUGUUAAUAGAUCAGAAACAACAGCGCACUAUUUAUCGUCUAAAGCCGUUUGAUGUGGUGUUCCCGCAGUGAGCCCAUUAUCGGACGGUUAGCCGUCAUUAGCUUCACUGCAGUGAGAAGUGCUGUCUCAUUCAACCGCUGCUUUCAGCUUUAAAACUCUCUACGGGACCAGAACACGGUCCGGUCCAGUUCGGUCCGGUGCGUACUCACCCCGGUGCUGACUUCCUGGCUGGUCCAGUCCGGGACCAGUUCGGUUUUAGAAGACAUCUGCUGUCCGAAGUACGGCAUCAUUGUUGCUGCCGCCAUCUUGUUUCUCGUCUGUUAGUUGCGUGAGCUGUGACGUCACAGUGAGCGGGUAAUUUACGCAAUAAUAGAUAGAAUAUAUUUAAUAGAUAAUCCUGCGUCAUUAAAUAACGAGUUGGAUUUCAACACGUGUUUCUGUCUCUUCACUAUAAUUAAAAUGUAAAUUUAUAUAAAAGUCCACAAAAAAGCAGUUUUGUUCUGGCAUGUAAGCGGACACCUCUUCACCGGGGUCCUGAGCUCGACCGGAAACAGAAAACCGGAAACAGGAAAAUAAGAUGACCGUCCAUAACUUGUACAUAUUUGACCGUAACGGCAGCUGUCUGUAUUAUAAUGAGUGGAACCGCAAGAAGCAGGCCGGGAUCUCCAAGGAUGAGGAGUUUAAGCUGAUGUACGGGAUGCUCUUCUCCAUCCGCUCCUUCGUCAGUAAGAUGUCUCCUCUGGACAUGAAGGAGGGCUUCCUGUCCUUUCAGACCAGUAAGUACCGUCUUCACUACUACGAGACUCCCAGUGGACUGAGGUUCAUCAUGAACACGGACCUGUCUGUCCCCAACGCCAGAGAGACACUGCAGCAGAUCUACAGCAACCUGUAUGUGGAGUACAUAGUGAAGAACCCUGUCUGUGUGUUGGGACACAGUUUGGACAGCGAGUUGUUCAGCAGUCGACUGGACUCGUUCAUCAGAGGACUCCCGUUCUACAGUCCUCGCGCCGCCUGAUAGACGAGCACACACACACACACGUACACACACUCACUCGCUCAGUGAUGUUGUAUUUAUUGUGAACAUUAAGAUUAAAUGUGUGAACUCGA